AUGCACGGGCGACUUGCUGUUAAUUCGCAAUCCUUCAACAACUCCGUAAUCGAAGCUCUAAAUCGUUGUGACGAAUUGGAAACUCAACUUCAGGGUUUUGAAUCUUGGAUUGACCUGCCAAUUAUUAAUCCAUCGGAUCCUUCUGCCAAUUUCGACGAGGUGUCUGACGAUGCACAGCGUCUCGUUGAUAUCCUACAGCAGGUUCAAUCUGCUCUUCUCUCAGCGGUUUCUAAUGAGGCGUUGAAAGAUACUCUGCCGGAGUUCCAAUCUAACGCUGUUCUAAAAGCCGAGUAUCCUCCUCCGCUUCAGGGAAUCGUUCAAGGUGCAAGACCCCAGGUUUUGCAACAUUAUUAUCAGCUCCACAAUCCAGAAAUUCCUGAGUUAUCGGCGAGCAUGGAGUCACCGUCGGCCGCGUUUAUUCAGGAAGAACAGACGGCAAACCCGGAAAGUGAAGCCUCAAUCUCAGUUGGUGCUCGCAACCCAACCAUCGUCCCUCCGGCUAGUGGGCACUUGGUGCAAUCUCAGCAUCCACUUACCCCUCAAAAGCAAUCUAGAAGAGCAUAUGACGAAGUCUCUUCGUCUUACAAUCAACAUCAAGCCAUAAGCAGAACCGGCUCAGAUCCCAAUUUGGUGGGACAACCAAUGCAAAUGCACCAGGAUGCCCUUGGCAACAGACACAUGCAAGGGUCUUCACAGCAAAACAUACAACUGCCCCACACCUCGUCGGCGUACAGUUUCCGACCCAAUCCGGGAUGA
This is a messenger RNA of Mesocestoides corti, 756 nucleotides long. Lineage: Eukaryota; Metazoa; Platyhelminthes; Cestoda; Cyclophyllidea; Mesocestoididae. The record is from the annotation of a GenBank genome assembly.